Messenger RNA from Dermatophagoides pteronyssinus (European house dust mite), 2253 nucleotides. It is a transcript of the gene Pp2C1, whose product is annotated as protein phosphatase 2C. Gene Ontology annotation, molecular function: protein serine/threonine phosphatase activity; cation binding. Gene Ontology annotation, biological process: protein dephosphorylation. The record is from RefSeq and is a predicted model, not a curated record. Lineage: Eukaryota; Metazoa; Arthropoda; Arachnida; Sarcoptiformes; Pyroglyphidae.
GUUGUUUCAAUUGAAAAUUUGACUAACUUUUGACUUUGAUUCAGAUAUUUAGGUAUCACAAGAAUCGUGUUUUGUGGUCAAAUUUUUGAUUCGAAAUUUUUUUCCAAUUCUACUUAAUUAAAUCCGUCCUUGUUUUUUUUUUGAUCAUUCGUCAACACAUUCAUAAUCAUGAAACUUGAAGAAUUACAAAGUACAAAUGACUAUAGUCAAUCAUCAUUAUCGUCAUCGUCGAAUCUUCGAUUAAGAAUAUCGGUUUCAUCACAUCAAGGUGGACGUAAAUAUAUGGAAGAUGAAUAUAUUAUUAUUCAUUAUCAGCCGAAAAAUCUAAAUCACCAAGAAACAAAAUCAUCAGUGAACAACAAUGAUGAUAAUUUAUUUCAAAAAUCAUUUGUAUUUUUUGGUAUAUUUGAUGGACAUGGUGGUGAUAUGGCAGCACGUUAUACCCGUCAAAAUCUUUGUCAUAAUAUUGUACGACAAAGGAAAUUUUGGUCAAAUGAUGAUGAUCAAAUUUGUUUAGCAAUUCAUAAAGGUUUUGUUCGAACGCAAAAAGAAAUGUUACGGGAAGUUGAAAAAUGGCCACGAACAACAACUGGUCUUCCAUCAACAUCAGGUACAACAGCAUCAAUAUUAUUCAUUAUGAAUGGAAAAUAUUAUACUGGUCAUGUUGGUGAUUCACGUAUUGUUCUCGGGCGUAAAAUAAAAAAUUCUCAACAAUGGCAAGCAUAUCCAAUGACCAGAGAUCAUAAACCAGAAUCACCACGUGAACGUAAACGUAUUGAAGCUACUGGUGGACAAGUAAUGAAUAAAUCUGGUAUUGGUCGUGUUGUUUGGAAUCGUCCACGACGAAUAAUACGUUCAGAUGAUUCAACCAUACAGAUUGUAUAUGAUAUGAUACCAUUUUUAUCGGUUGCAAGAUCAUUAGGUGAUCUUUGGUCAUUAAAUCGUCGAUUAAAUAAAUUUAUUGUAUCACCUGAACCAGAUGUAAAAUGUAUACCUAUUGAUACAAUGAAUGAUAAAUGUUUAAUAUUAGCAUCGGAUGGUCUUUGGAAUAUGAUUAAUCAUAGACAGGCGAUAAAAGUUGUACAAGAUUUUGAAGAAAUUAAUUUUUCAUCAUCAUCAUUCGAUCGUGAUUCUAAUGAUGAUGAUCAUGAUGAAAAUCAAAUUAUUCAUGAUCCAGGACGAUCACAUUCAUUAGAAUUAUUUGCUGCUUGUAUUGAUCGUUGGAUGCAAGGACGUUCGGAUAAUACAACCGUUUUGGUUGUUAUGUUGAAUCAAAUUAUUGAACAACAACAACAACAACAGGGUAAUCAUCAUCAACAGCAACAAAUAUUUGAUCAAUAUGAAUUUGAUUUAAAUUCUGAAGAUUCAUUUGGAUCAUCAUCAUCAUCAUCGACAACAUUAUCACCAUCAUCAUCAUCAUCAUUAAUAACAUUAAUGAUUGGUGAUACUAUACAUUCAUUGGAUCGUUUUGAUCGUCAACAAACGGAUGAAAAUUUUUUGGAAAUAAAACCAAAAGAUGAUGAAGAAAUUGAAUUGAUUGUUGAUCAAAUAUUGAAUCGAUUGGCCAAUGAUGAUGAUAUUGAUAAUAAUUUACCGUCCAUUAAUAAUGAAUUAUUUUCCGAGCUUAUUGAUGAUGAACAAAUGUCUUCAAUCAAAGUAACAACAAUACAAUCAGAUUAUAAUAAUAAUAAUAAUAAACCAAUAGUAUCGAUAUGUGAAUUGAAUAAUCAUUCAUCACCAUCAUUAUCGAUAAUCAAAGAUCAACAACAAAUAUCAAAUGUUUAUUGUCGUAUUAAUUUUAAUUAUUCAUUCAAUCAUUAUUCAUCAUCAUUAUCAUCAUACCAUAAAUCGAUACAACAAGGCCAAUCAUCAACAACAACAAUAAUGAAUAAUGGAAAAAUGUUGGCCAAUAAAAUGAUCUCAUCAUCAUCAUCAAUGAAUGAUUUGGUUGUGUCUAGAAUUAAUCUAAUUAAUUCGAUUGAAAAUUUAUCUUCAACAAUAAAUCGUAAUGUUCAUUAUGAUCAAAAAUCAGAUUCAACAAAUCUUGAUCAUCAUGAAUCAUUGGCAACAAAAUCAAUAAAACGAAAAAUAUCUUCCAGUUUAUCAUUGGAUAUUCCAAAAAAUUUAUUAUCAUCAUCAUCAUUGUCUUCCAUUAUCAAUAAUAAUGAUCAUCAACAAAGUGAUAAUAUUAUAGAUCUCAAUAAUAAAAUUGAUAAUGGACAAAUAAUUGAUAAUCAACUCAAAUUUAGUUAG